Messenger RNA from Colossoma macropomum (tambaqui), 2588 nucleotides. It is a transcript of the gene traf4b, whose product is annotated as tnf receptor-associated factor 4b. The transcript has 7 exons. Gene Ontology annotation, molecular function: zinc ion binding; protein binding. The record is from RefSeq and is a predicted model, not a curated record. Bases 22 to 1698 code for a protein of 558 amino acids. Gene Ontology annotation, biological process: protein K63-linked ubiquitination; regulation of canonical NF-kappaB signal transduction; regulation of apoptotic process. Gene Ontology annotation, cellular component: plasma membrane signaling receptor complex. NCBI's taxonomy places the organism in Eukaryota, Metazoa, Chordata, Actinopteri, Characiformes, Serrasalmidae.
AAUAAGUGAAGUGCUGGGUUGAUGAAUUUAGCCCCGCCCCCUCGUGUAGGAGGGCUGUAUUGGUUUGAAGGCGGGAGUCGAGUUACAGAAUCUCUCGAGGUACCUGGAUUCCGGAAAUGUCACACAGCAACAAAGCGUGAAGGGAGAUGUAGGCUGGGCGCCGAAACGAGCGUUAGCAACUUGUUCGUUCGUUUAGCCGUUUUGUUUCCGAAGUACGAAGGUAUCGCGGUCUGUAAAGGAACUCGCAGCGCUAAAGCCAUCAUGCCAGGCUUGGAUUACAGGUUUCUGGAGCGGCUGCGGAAGCGCUUUCUGUGUCCUUUGUGUAAGAAGCCCAUGAGGGAGCCUGUCCAGGUGUCCACCUGCGGCCACAGGUUCUGUGAUACCUGCCUGCAGGAGUUUCUCAGUGAGGGAAUAUUCAAGUGCCCAGAAGAUCAGCUGCCUCUGGACUAUGCUAAAAUUUUUCCGGAUGUGGAGCUGGAGCAGCAGAUUCUGGCUCUGCCUAUUCUCUGCAUCCACAGUGAGGAGGGCUGCCGCUGGGCAGCACAGAAUAAACAACUUCAGGCCCACCUACAGGUAUGUGCCUAUAAUGUGGUGCCGUGUCCUAACCGUUGCUCUGUGAAGCUGCCGCGGCGCAACCUCCCCGAGCACCUGCAGCACGACUGCUCUAAGAGGAAGCUCCGCUGUGACCACUGCUCCCAAGAGUUCACCGGCGAGGCACAUGAGAGACACCAGGACUUGUGUCCAGAGGAGAGCAUUUACUGUGAGAAUAAAUGUGGGGCUCGAAUGGUGCGCAGACUGAUGACCCAGCACACUCUGUCUGAAUGCCCCAAACGCAAGCUGUCCUGCAAGUACUGUAGCAAGGAGUUCCUCUGUGACACUAUCCAGCAUCACCAGAAACAGUGCCCACGCUUCCCAGUGCAGUGCCCCAACAAAUGUGGCACGCUUGGCAUCGCCCGAGAGGAUUUAAUGGCUCACGUUAAGGAAGUUUGCGGGACUUCCAUAGUGUUUUGCCCAUUUAAAGAGGCUGGCUGCAAAUACAAAUGCUCCAAGCCCGGAGUGGCUCAUCAUCUAGAGGAGGCCACCCAGUCCCACCUCACUUUAUUGUGUGGAGUGGUAAAUCGGCAAAGACUUGAGCUGAGGGAGCUGCGGCGUCGCGUGGAGGAACUCUCUGGAAGCCAAGACGGCACUCUGCUCUGGAAAAUCUCUGACUACAGCCGCCAUGUGCAGGAGGCCAGGAGCCGGACCAACGGGAGCUUGGAGCUCUUCAGUCCUGCUUUCUAUUCACAUCGUCACGGUUACCGCCUCCAAGUCUCCGCCUUCCCCAAUGGUAACGGAAGUGGUGAGGGCUGCCACCUGUCCAUUUACAUCAGAGUUCUGCCGGGCGAGUACGAUGGUCUGCUGGAGUGGCCUUUUCCUUACCGUGUCACAUUCUCACUGCUGGACCAGAGUGACCCUGCUCUCUCCAAGCCCCAGCACAUCUUAGAGAGCUUCAAUCCAGAUCCCAACUGGAAGAACUUCCAGAGACCUCAGCCUGGGGCGAUGGGGAGUGUCCGUGGAGGUUGCCUGGAUGAGAGCAUGCUAGGCUUUGGCUACCCCAAAUUCCUCUCCCAUGAGCAAAUGAGGAAAAGGAACUACAUCAGGGAUAAUGCUAUCUUCAUCAAAGCCUCCAUAGAUGUGGUCCAAAGGAUAAUCAACUGAACUCAACAUGAGAUAUAAGAUUCAAUGAGUUUGACUGUUUUUUACUGGCAUUCCUGUUUUUUUUUUUAACUGAAAAAAGUGACAAGAGAGAAAAAGAAGGUUGAUAGGAAGAUAUUAAUGGACAAGGAGAGGGACAGAGUUGAGUUAGCAACAAGGGAAAACUCAUCUCAGUAUAGAGCUACCCAUCAAGUUCACUUGGGCAAUAUUAGGAUGAAGUGAUAUUCAUCAAACUUUUCCAACGUGCAUUUAAAACAAAUUUGUUUACUGUUUUACACGGUAUGUGACUUAAACUAAAAAAAUAGCCUUAGUGUUUUGUUUCUUUCACAGUGCCACUACAGGGUCAACAGUCCUAAUAACUCAGCACUCAUCAGAACAUCUAAAGACACAACUAUGCUGGCUGCUGCAUCACCCUAGCUUCCCUAUCGCCCCAUACUUUUCCGUACAGCACAUAGCUCCUGCCAUGCACCAGUGCUUGAAUGUUUUUACACAAGCAAUUUCUUUCCAUAUUUCAGUUCUAGAAAAACUGAAAUGUAGGUUGUUUUUGAAGACUGUGCAUAUAUUUACAGAUGAUCAUCAAUCCUGUUAUCGCACUGUUUCUUUAUGGAAGCAGCAAGUACUUUACAUUAAAGCCUGUUCUCUAAAUACUACUUCCUGUGGCACUUUUACUAAAAUUACUUUAGUAACAAACACUACGGCAGGGAUAUGAUUUAUAAGGAUUUGGAGAUUAGGACAGUUAACUAACUGAGUAUAGAAUAUAUUGUCUUUGUUUCUAUGGUUCAUGAUUCAGGGUUUAGGAUUUUACAUCCAUUUCAAAUGAUUGCAUUGGAAUUCAUGUUACACCAGUUUGCUAAAUGUGAAGUCAUUUAAAUAAAUGGUGUUUUUUAUUGAAA